Carcharodon carcharias (great white shark) is the source of this 4471-nucleotide messenger RNA. It is a transcript of the gene dner, whose product is annotated as delta/notch-like EGF repeat containing. The transcript has 13 exons. Gene Ontology annotation, biological process: Notch signaling pathway. NCBI's taxonomy places the organism in Eukaryota, Metazoa, Chordata, Chondrichthyes, Lamniformes, Lamnidae. Bases 156 to 2273 code for a protein of 705 amino acids. The record is from RefSeq and is a predicted model, not a curated record. Gene Ontology annotation, molecular function: calcium ion binding; Notch binding.
CAGAGAGACAGAGGGAGAAGGGAGCUUGAAACUGAAUCCUUCAGCCCCCCGUCCCCCACCCCAGCCGGAGAGGCAGGCGACACAGCAAACAAGCCAAAUAGCGCAGCCCGGCUGCAACCUCCCCUCCCCCCCCCCUCCUCCCUCCCUAUCCUGAAAUGCCACCUCUCUUGCUGCUCCUGGGCACGGUGGCUGCCCUGUCUGCCGCCCAUGCCAGCCCCCUGAGCCCGUGUGCCAACCAGCCCUGCCUCAACAAUGGGACUUGUGUAACUUUGCAAGGACAGCUGGCAUCCUACAACUGUACCUGUGCCCCUGGAUUCGCGGGACAACACUGCCAGGAUCGAAUAGAUGAAUGUGCAAGCAAUCCCUGUCACCAUGGCAACUGCAGCAGCUACACUGAUCACUACAUUUGUGCUUGUGAAGAAGGCUAUCAGGGUGACAAUUGCGAUCAACCUCUGCAAAGCACUCUGGCCCCUAGCUGGACGGAAUCCACACUGCCAUGGCAACCGGAGCCGGCCACAACAUCUACGCUGUCUAACGCAACCUCAUCCUCGUCCUCAAGGCAAACAACUGUCCCAUUUUCUGCUUGGCAGCCAGAACCCGGACAUAAAGUUGCAAACCUAACUUGGGACCUCAAAGAGAUGAUCAACUCUUCAAACUUCCUCUGUGGAAACAAUAGCUCCAAUGAAUCAGUUGACAGUCAGCCACCUGUUCUCGAAGUACCUGAGGAGACUGCACUAAGAAUUAAACUGAAUGGGGUUGGCACAUCUGUUGCUUUCUGGGAGGUCACUGAAGCUGAGUUCCAGCAAUGUUCUGUUUCGAAUGGAAAGAGCAUCAUGCCCUUGCACACCAUCGACGGUUUUGUUCUGUUGGAGGAGAUGGUGUCUUUGGGGAGCAACUAUUUUAUCGCCCAUGUGAAUGAUUCAGCCAUUAAAGCAAUGACAGCUCUGAGGGUGAACUUGACAGUUAAAGCUAGUAUCUGCAUGGAGCAGAAGAAUAAUCAGGAUGACCUCCAGUGUUCUGGAAAGGGCCAAUGCAUUACCAAACCUUCAGAGGUAACCUUCUACUGUGACUGUGAGGAGGGACACAUUGGGCUUUUCUGUGAAGAAUUUGAUGGCUGCCAUAGUAACCAGUGUCACAACAAUGGAACAUGUUUCGACAUUAAACAGGGGAAUAAUGAGAGAAACUUCACCUGUGUCUGUUCACCAGGUUACACAGGAGAACUGUGCCAGUCUAAAAUUGAUCACUGUGUCUCACAGCCAUGUGAAAAUGAAGCCACUUGCAUGAGCAGAUCCACUGGCUACAGCUGUCUGUGCCCAGAAGGUUUUACAGGGCUGGCAUGUGAGCAGAGGAUAGACCCUUGUGCCUUGUCACCCUGUCAGAACAAUGGGACCUGCUUUGCAGAUGGCGCAUCAUAUAGUUGUAACUGCAGUCCAGCCUAUACUGGACCAGUCUGUGCUCAGCUAAUUGACUUCUGUGCCCUUAAUCCCUGCUCCCAUGGCAUCUGCCGCAGCGUUGGAACCAGUUACAAAUGCCUUUGUGCCCCAGGUUACCAUGGUCUGUAUUGUGAGGAAGAAUACAAUGAAUGUCUUUCAGUACCUUGUCAGAAUUCAGGCACCUGCAAAGACUUGGUAAAUGGGUAUGAAUGCCUGUGCCCUCAAGAUUAUGAAGGCAAACACUGCGACCUCUACAAGGAUCCCUGUGCCAUGAUCAGCUGUCAGAAUGGAGGCACCUGUACCAGCAAGGAGCUGAAUGCCACCUGUCUUUGUGUACCUGGCUUUAUAGGUGAAAUAUGUGAGGCUGAUAUAAAUGAAUGCGAUAGUGAUCCUUGUCAUCAUGGAGGGACAUGCCUGAACCAAGAAAAUGGCUACACCUGCCACUGCCCACAUGGCUGGGUUGGAAUUCACUGCGAUGUCCACCUGGAAUGGAAGUCUGAUCGGAUGGCAGAGAGUCUCAAUAACAUGCCCCGUCACUCCCUCUACAUUAUCAUUGGAGCCCUCUGUGUGGCCUUUGUCCUGAUGCUGAUCAUUUUGAUUGUGGGGAUCUGCCGCAUUAGCCGCAUCGAGUACCAGGGCUCUUCCAGACCAUCUUACGAAGAAUUCUACAACUGUAGGAGCAUUGACAGUGAAUUCAGCAGUGCGAUAGCUUCGAUCCGACAUGCCAGGUUUGGCAAGAAGGCCAGGCCAGCAAUGUACGAUGCAACCCCUGUGGCCUAUGAAGAUUACAGUCCUGAUGAUAAACCGCUGGUCACUCUCAUUAAAACAAAAGAUUUGUAAAGCAUAGCUCAUCCCUAAUGGGUACAAAAAAGGGAAGUAUAAAUACAAACACACACACACACAAAACACAAACACUAAAUAUUUUGAAGACAAUGUACUGCUAGAAGAUCUAAGAGAUUUGCUUUUUGAGCUAAAUUGUCAUUUUCCAGUAGUUAAUCAUAUGAACCAAUUUUAUGCUGUAUAUUCCAAUUGAAAAAUGUUUGUGUUUCUAAACUACUCGCUAUGUUAAUGAAAUAUAUUUUCAAUGUUGCUGUUGACCUUAAAAGAUAUCUAUCUUAUUAGGUUAUGAACUAUUUACAGAAACUAUAAGAGCUCUAAGCUAUAGAACCUGGGUGUUGUUAUAUUUAUGUUUCCUUGUCUCUGUGAAAUAAUAAUGCACCAUGGCUUGUAGGAAAUUAGCCUUGUUUUUGAUAGCUCAUUUCUUUAGCUCAUUUUAUUGGGAAAGUGGGUGGCACAGAGACAUGCAACACUGUCCUUUCAACUCUGUCACUUGAGAAUGAGAUCUGCCCAAAAUACUGGGAUUAAUUUCUCCCCUGUGUGAACACUCAAAUUGUCCAGUUGUUGAAAAUACAAGGACUGCCUGCAAUUUGUCACAAGGUUGGCAGUCUCAUUAGAAAGGCCAGAAGAAUGGCCAAUUGGGAAACGAAGGUGUUGCUGUGCUCCACCCGAUACCAAACAGAAACUGCACCAGAUCCAAAAAUUGAUCCACAAAUAGUGGAAAAAUGUUCUGUUUCCCAUUUAAUCAGCUUUUUGAUGGGCACAGCACCUCUUGCUUAACAGUUCCCUAAUGAUGUAAUCAACACCCACUGUAAAGUUAUUUUUGAAAAGAAAAGCAAGAAAACAAAGAUCGGUUCAAAUUAAUACCGAUUCUUUGAAACUAUUUAAUUGUUAAAAGGAGUCGUGAUACUGAAAUGCCCCUUUAAAUUAUAAUUCUCAAAAUGAACUAGGAUGUGUUGUGCUCAAUAUUUAAAUGUAAAAGUAAUUUCUACAUGCUAUGGUACUUGUUUUAGUGAAUAUACCUUAAAGAGGGAGCCUCAUCAUUAAUACCUUUUUCAAAAAAUCAGUUAUGAAUAUUCGUUAUCAUUAAAGUUUAUUACUGUGGAGAUUUUCAAAAAAAGAUCUCCUUUAAACAAUGGUUCAUUAAAGGAAGAAUUAACUCAUACAACUUAGAAGACCCUAAUGAUAAUAAAGGAGCUGAUUACCUUGGCACACUAGUGAAACAGAAAUAAUCUGAGUUAAUGGCUAUCGCACUACCGGUAUUAAUUCAGCUCCUACCGUUCUAUCAACAUCAGCAUCUCUUCCCAGACACUUGUCCCGCCCAUUAACCAAUACAUCAUGGUUGAGCAUAAAUAGCCCCCAAAAAUCAACAUACACAGACUAGGAUAAACAGAAGGAUAUUAAAUGGGCACAUUGUGUUACUGGGGAGCUUUUAGUUGGAGUAACUGACAAAGCCAUAUUAUUAUUAAAGCCAUGAUCAACCUGCUGCUAACCUGCCAGGAAGACAGAUGUUAUCUUUUUCCAAAGUAAACCUUUAUGAUAUGCUUUACACAUUAUUUCCAUAAAUUAGUUCUAAUUCCAUGAAUCAGAAUUCAAAAGCCCAGAGCACCAGGUACCGCAACAACCUAAACGUCUAAUUUCCACAUUUUGCUCCCUUAUUACAAAUCAGGUAAAUUGUCUACAGAAUGAUUUUAAUGUUAAUGGAAGCUAUUAUAACUUAUUUAAAAAAAAUACAGGCAAGAAUGUUGAGAGACUCGCUCUUUAGAUGCCUAGUUUUUAGUAAUGCAUAUUGUAAUGACACUUGAAGAGGUCUAUGAAACGUGAAACUGCUGCGCAUUCCUAUUAAAGAUGCAAUGAAGUUUAAGGAAUGAUAUUGCACUCCUCAAGCAAAAUUUUGUUGUUAUAUGCAAGUUGAACAUUUUAGUAUUUGCUUCAGUUGUUACUGCUAGGAACAUGAUCUUGUACUAUCCGUGUGUUUUUUGUCAUUUUUUGCUCUUCUGUAACUGGUAUUUUUUUUUGUGUGGGGUGGUGGGGAAGUGUUGUCCAUCAAAGUUUUGAAAUGUAAUGUGUGUCUUGAAUUUCCAAAGUGCUCAUUGGUCAGCCCCUAUUUGUGACAGAAGUAGACGAUUCAAUUUGCUCCAUUAAAUUCUUGCAUUGAAGCUGUGUGUUUAAUGAAACAAUAAAACUCUCACACAAAACAA